Physcomitrium patens is the source of this 4274-nucleotide messenger RNA. RefSeq names its product protein MICRORCHIDIA 7. NCBI's taxonomy places the organism in Eukaryota, Viridiplantae, Streptophyta, Bryopsida, Funariales, Funariaceae. The record is from RefSeq and is a predicted model, not a curated record. Gene Ontology annotation, cellular component: nucleus. Gene Ontology annotation, molecular function: ATP hydrolysis activity.
CCAGGUAUCUGAGCUAUGCUAUGCGGCUGUUUGGACCCCAUGAGCAUACUUGUGAUAGCCAUGACGUGUUGCUUCAGCAGCAGGUGAUAGUAUCUCUCUAUGCAGCUUGCGUUAUCGGUGUUGCGUUUCUUGUCCACUGUUUGUGGGGUGGUCUUCUCUACAAUACUGGCUGACAUAUGUCUGCUGUAGGUGGUGGUGAGUACAAGUGGGGCAGAGAAAGAGAGAGAGAGAGAGAGAGAGAGAGAGUAAGAAAGUUAAAAUGGAUUCCGUUUUUUCUUUCAUGUUUCCAUCUUUUUCCUUUUUGUGUCAUGUGGAGUGACCUUGCUAUGCAGCUGGGUUGGAAUUCCUGCAUGCAUGGGAGUUGGGAGUCGUUUGAGAUUACCUUGCAGAGUUGAACUUGUUGCCAGUACGAUCAUUGAGAUAUUGUCUUGGUUCCUUGGUCGUCAGCUGGACGGCUGGUGCCGAGGGAGUACAUGGGUACAAUCCCAGGAGACUCUGAAAGACGUCCUGUACUGCCUGGGGAUCCUGACCACCUCUGCUGCUGCUGCUGCUAGUGCUUCUUCUUCUUCUUCUUCUUCUGCUGCUUCGCAUAACGCCUUACAAUCGACGUAGUUUGAGAGCCUCCAGGUUCUUAAAGAUUGUCCUGUCUCUCUCCCUGCAGGCCCAUGUGUGUGCCGUUUCGUGCCAUUCAUGGAAGUCUUAUGGCCACUGUCGUUAGUCCCUCCGGCUGGAAAUAUUAUCGUCGCGAGCUGCUUUCUUCUUGGGCAGCAGCGAGCAGCCGUGUAUCGCUUAAGUUAAAGCUUCUUGCUGCCGACUGGUCAAGUUCUGCCGGCUCCGAUUCUUCUGCUUGCUUUCUUUCCUGCUUUGCGGGGUUCUAAGUCCAAAUUAGCGCGUGGUUGGAUCUUCGCGCAAUAAGUACCUUUUGGGACGAGAUGAAAUAGUGGUCAUCGGUUCAAAACAUCCAUCUGAGUAUGUGGGAUGAAAUGUAACUCAAUUCUGCCACACAAGACUUGGGCGUUGAAAAAAAGAAAAAAGAAAAAACUCUUAGAUUAGUCGGCCAGAUACCUAGUUUGUUUCUCUACAUGGAAGUUCUGGUGGAGGAGAAGCGCAGUUUGUCCAGAAUGUCCCUUCUUUCUCUCACGUAGAGUUGAGGCCGCAUUGAAAGAUAUGGGUACUCAGCCAGCUUUAGAGGGUGUGAAGCAGGAGCCAGCAGCUGGAAAUGAAGGCAUGGCCAUGUCCUUAGAUCACAGCUCAACCACCGUAAGUGAUGGCGGCAGCCCACAGCAGUUGAAUGGAACCAAAACCAACAGUGUCUACGUGAGUCAGCUGAAAGCAUGCAUUCUGCAGAAAAGGUACAAGGCUGAACCCACGGAUACCGCAAGCACGGAGCUGGAAGAUGCAGAGAGCCCCUCGGGCGCUCAAUGGAGCCAUGAUCAUGGCACCACCGUCCUUAACCCGGUACAGACGCCUUCCGUAACUAAACAGCCAAACCCUGCGCCAUUCUUUAACUGGCCUCCUUCGAAUAGAGUACCAAGCUUGGAAGUUGAAGCUACUAAGAAUGUACGCACUCCAUGCCGACAGUUUUGGAAAGCUGGGGACUACGAAGGAGUGCCUACCAUCACCACACAUCAAUCAGGUGGAAUAGAUCACGUGCGCGUUCACCCAAAGUUUCUCCACUCCAACGCAACAAGUCACAAAUGGGCUCUUGGAGCAAUUGCCGAAAUCCUAGACAACUCAAUGGACGAGGUGAAAAACGGUGCGACGUUUGUGAAUGUGGACAUGAUAAGGAACCCACGUGACGGAUCGCCGAUGCUUUACAUUGAAGACAAUGGUGGUGGUAUGACUCCCGAACGCAUGAGGGAAUGUAUGUCAUUGGGCUUCUCUACGAAGAGCAAAAGCGGGAAUACGAUUGGCCAGUACGGGAAUGGGUUCAAGACGAGCACUAUGCGACUGGGGGCGGACGUGAUUGUGUUCUCCCGCUCACCGGCUGAUGCCGGACGGAGGGCAACACAGAGCAUUGGUGUACUUUCCUUCACCUUCUUACGAAGUACGGGACACGACGAUAUUGUAGUGCCCAUGGUAGAUUACGAGCUUAAGGAUGGAAUGAUCUGUCCUCUGAUCAGGAGUACGGCCAAAGAUUGGGCCCAUAAUCUGCGGACAAUCCAACAGUGGUCUCCUUAUUGCACUGAACAUGAUCUUUUCACCCAGUUUUUCGGAAUGACUGAGAAAGGAACUAAAGUAAUUAUUUACAACCUUUGGGAGGAUGAACACGGCCGAGUCGAACUUGACUUCGAAUCUGACCGCCACGACAUUCAAGUUAGAAGUGAGGACUUGGACGAGAGAAAAAUUGCCAUGGCGCAGCGUUACACUUACUCAAGACACUAUCUUACCUACCAGCACUCAUUGCGGAGUUAUGCAUCUAUCUUGUAUUAUCGACAUCCUCCGGGGUUCCGAAUCAUCCUGAGGGGUCAAGAUGUUCCACAUCACAAUCUGGCUGAUGACUUGAUGUACACUCAAGAGCUCAGUUACAAGCCUCAAGGGUUUGAAAGUUCUAGGGACGUUAAGAUGGUUGCAACGGUGGUUAUGGGAUUCAUUAAAGAUGCAAAGGAGCAUGUAGAUGUCCAGGGCUUCAGCGUCUAUCACAAGAACCGCCUUAUCAAGCCAUUCUGGAGAGUCUGGAACACUGCAGGAAGUGAUGGACGAGGCAUUGUUGGAGUGCUUGAAGCCAAUUUUGUAGAGCCGGCUCAUGACAAACAAUCUUUUGAGCGCACUGCUGUAUUAUCUCGUCUAGAGUUGCGAUUAUUGCAGAUGCAAAAAUUAUACUGGGCUAACAACUGCCAUCUUGUUGGAUACGUCAACAAAAAGUUGAACCGGAGAAAUAGUAGGCAAGUUGCCUCCGAAGCAGAAUUCCGUACUAGUGUUGUCCAAGUCGAAGGCCAUCCGUAUGGAAAUCUUGAUACUCUGUUAGAAGGACCACGGUCAUCAACACCUGGAUUUCCACUUAACAUGCCCGUUAACAUGCCCAGAGUGGAUGUUGCCAGUCCUCCGAUUGACAUGGGUUUCCACCUUGUCUACCGCAAUCGGUCAUCGUCAAAACCAGGUCCUCCAGGUCUAGACUUAAGCUACGAAGUUGACCGGAGUGGGUCAGGUACACCUGAAGUAUCCACACCUUAUAAGAAUUUCAUUUGGCAGGCAUCAGAAUCUGAGUCACGGGAAUCUCCUGGUGAUGGCAGAGGUCGGGAGGAUCUUGUGAGCGGAUUUGAAACACUGCAGAUGGUGAGGAGAGGAGCCGCAGAUCCAGCGACUUUACAUGGGCUUCUUACCAAUGUGAACGGCCAAGGCCAACCCUUUGAUAUGGAAAUCACCAGAGAGCUUGAAGAGAACAAGCAGCUCCGUGAUAGGGUACGAAAGCUGGAGCAGGCCGAAGAGAGAAGCUUGCAUAUCGAGAUUGAUAGAAAUCGCAAACUGGAAGCACAGCUCCUGGAUAUGGAACAACAAGAAGCAGUUGAUCGGCGUUGCUUAGAACAGUACACUCGAGAACGGGACAAUCUUCGAGCUGCUCUCGCGGAAGAGCGGCGCUUGCACGAACAUGAUGAUGAAGAUAUGCGGAAAAACUUGAAGGUUUCUCUAUUGCGGGCUCGAGAACUUGAAGCUGAAAACAAUCGGUUGCGGCUGCUACAUAGCUGAACUGCCGACGCUCUGAUGAACAGUGUCCUCCACUCCUGUAUAAUACUGUUCUUUCAUAACAUAGACGUAGCAUUGAGCAGGAUUAACACAUUUGCAGGAGAUGUCUUCUGAAAAUAGACUGCUUAAAUUCCAGGUGAUACAUCUCUAUGUUUUUUAUCUAUUGAACCCUGAUCAGCUACAAGAAUACUAUUCAGAUACUUAAACCGCUCAUAAUUUUCACUUGUUCCAUCAUUAAGUGCUGAAGGAGGUGUGUUCUGUCAACGAGUUUAAAAUGUAUAUGCAUCUGACGUCGCCUGGACAAGUAUGCUGCAAAAGUAGCUUUAGCGACGCGUGAAAAUGAUACGCUGUCGUCUGUUGUAGAUAGGAGUAUUUUCAUGCCAGCUUCUCCGAAGAUAUAUUGAGCGUAAGAGAGACGUAAGGAUGACUCUCAAUACCAUCUCCCGCAAGACUUGCUACAGACGGAUCUUCUUCUGUUGCCCAAAAUUUUCCACUCCCACUGUCGUUCCAUGUCCCUCAGUAUAGUUAGACAAUUUUUAUAAUUCAUGAGACAAUGCACUUGAGAAUGAGGAAAUUAUUUGAGAAAAAUA